Messenger RNA from Paramecium pentaurelia, 1740 nucleotides. The record is from the annotation of a GenBank genome assembly. Lineage: Eukaryota; Ciliophora; Oligohymenophorea; Peniculida; Parameciidae.
AUGAAAGCUUUACGUAACCUCCUUAAUAAAGACUAUGAAGAUUUUCUGUAACAAAAACAUGAAUAAAAUAAUCAAAAUAAGUUAAUAACUAAAAGAACUGUUGCAACUCGUGAAUCAGGAAGACCUAUUGGAUCACGAACUCAUUAAAGACUUUAAAAACCUGUAUCAGCAAGUUAAAGUAUGGGAAAUCUAUUUGGAAAUGUGAAAGGAAGUUUAUUCACAUCCCCUAAACAUUCCAUUUAAUAGGAAGCAAGUCCAUAUUUAACUGAAUAAUAAGAAAAAUUUUUAGUUAAGUAAUAUUGGAGAUCUUUACUUCGUUGGUAAGGAUUUGAUGAUUAUUUGUUCUUGAGGGAUCCAUUAAAUAUAAAACAUAUAAAAGGGAGGGAUAUUUUAACAAAGAAUGAUGUAGUUGAAGAAUUGAAUUCAUAAAAUAUGCAUAUGUAAGUAAUGUAUUAGGCAGACAGUGGGAUGCAAGAGUAUAAAGAUUAACAUAGAAGAUUAUAAAUGCAAUAAUUAUAGAAAUUAUAUUAACCAGGAGAAGCUAAUUAUUAGAAAUUUAAUCCAGAUAAAUAUAAAUAAACAUUUUUUGGUGGGAGAGAUGUAGCUAAAUUAUAAUAGAUAGUGUUUGAGAAUCCUAAAUUUGUAGAGUUUAUAGAAAAGAUAUAAAAAUUAUUAUAGAUUAUGAAUGAAAAGAUGGUUGUUGAGGAAGUGAAUUAAAUUUCACCUAUUGGAGAGAGAAUGAUUAGAUUAUUAUGGAAAAUAGGAUGUUUAAAUAUGUUUUUAGUUGGUUAUUAUAUUCAUAAUAUGAUAUUGGAGAUAUAUGGUAAAGAGAAAUUGGCAUAUUCAAAUUGGAAAAAGGUAUUGAGAAUUUGUAAUAUGCAAGGAAAUCAUUGUCAUAAAUAUAAAUUAAUAGCUUAUAAACACAUAUCUAAGAUUUGUAUAAAACUUUAAUAAUAUGAUAAAAGUUUAAUUUAUCUUAAGAAAAUGCUUAAAUUAUCAUGGAUAGUUAAUGAUACUAAUUAUGAAAUAUUUACAUAUGAUAAAAUAUCAUUAUGUUAUUAUUACAAAUAAGAUAUGAAUAAAGCUAUUUAUUAUCAUGAGAAAUUUGCAUAAGGGGAAUAUGAAGAACCAGGUAAAGGUAUGAGAAAUGUAGGUGAAGCAGCAUAUUUAUUAGAUGCUAAAACAAAAGAAGGAUUUAUUGAUCAAAAUUCUUAUUCUGAAGAUGAAUAUGAUUUAGAUGUAUUGUUAUAGAAUGGAAAUCUUAAUAAAUGGGAAACUGAAAAUAAGAGGAAAGAUCUUAAAAUAUUAGUCAAGAAAAUACCUAUAGAAUAUAAAAAAGGACAUAGUUUUGGUAAAAUACAUAGACCAACUAAUAAUGUCAUUGAUUUUAAACAUGCUAUGUUAAUACUACAUUAAUUUUAAAAUAAAUAAUCAAUUCCAUUAGGUCCUAUUUAUUAAAAAGAAGAAGUAGAUUAGUAAGAGUCAACUGCUAAAAAGUUUAAAAAGAAAGACUAAACACAAUCAUGUCAAUAUUUAUUUAAUUAAAAGAGCACAAAUAGAGUUGCAUCUAACUUUUUAUUACAAGAAGAAAUUAAAGAGUAAACUACUGGUGAUAAUUUAUGUUUUAAACCAUCUGAAAAUGUUUACUAUAUCAAAAAAAUGAUCAGAGUCUUUUAAUAUGAUCUUAAGUAUUUAUUAUAGAAACAAUCUCUUUUUAAAAACUCCACUGAUUGUAUAUGA